Metarhizium acridum CQMa 102 is the source of this 1986-nucleotide messenger RNA. The record is from RefSeq and is a predicted model, not a curated record. NCBI's taxonomy places the organism in Eukaryota, Fungi, Ascomycota, Sordariomycetes, Hypocreales, Clavicipitaceae.
AUGGCGGAGAGGUUUCGUGACGAGGAGGCCAACGAGGCGUUGGACCCGGAGCUCUUGUACUCCAAGGAAUACUGCAUUGGUCGGUUACGCGCUGUUGCCAUCAAGAUCAUCGACAUUGAAAACGCCGAGGACGAAGUCGAAGACAUUAUUCAAGAAAUCGCCAUUCUGUCCGAACUGCAGUCGCCGUACGUCACAAAGUAUUAUGGCUCGUAUGCCAAGGGUGCCGAGUUGUGGAUUGUCAUGGAGUUUUGUGCCGGUGGUAGUUGUGCGGAUUUGAUGAAGCCAGGCUUGAUUGAGGAGGAUUAUGUUGCGAUUAUGUUGAGGGAGCUGCUGCUGGGGCUGGAUUAUUUGCACUCUGACAAGAAGCUGCAUCGGGAUAUCAAAGCUGCCAACGUAUUGCUUGGAGCUGGCGGUCAGGUCAAGCUGGCGGAUUUCGGUGUCUCCGGCCAACUCUCUGCUACCAUGACCAAGAAGAAUACCUUUGUCGGAACCCCGUUCUGGAUGGCGCCGGAGGUUAUUAAGCAAUCUGGUUACGAUCACAAGGCCGACAUUUGGUCGCUGGGCAUUACGGCCCUGGAAUUGGCCAAUGGCGAACCGCCGUACGCCGAUAUACAUCCUAUGAAAGUGCUAUUCCUUAUCCCUAAGAAUCCUGCCCCUCGGCUAGAAGGCAACUUUACCAAAGCGUUCAAGGACUUUGUCGAGCUCUGCUUGCAGCGGGACCCGAAGGACCGGCCGACAGCUAGAGAUCUCUUGCGACAUCCGUUUAUCAGAAAAGCGAAGAAGACGACAUAUCUCACAGAACUUAUCGAAAGACAUAACCGAUGGGCCGUCACACACAAGAGCGAUGAUGAGGAACAUUGGGAUGCCCAGGAAGGUGCUGCUCCCGCAGAACGAGAAACGGUGGAUGAGGACAUGUGGGACUUUGGGACCGUCAGACUGGUUGGGGAUCGCGGCGGCCUGGUUCAUCGACCAGGUUUGCACGAGAGUACGACCAAUGCCCGGUCCUCACGACCAUUGGAUACCUCCAAUGACCAGAGCGAAAAACGUCGUGAUGCCAGCCCGUUAAAGACCAAAAACAUUGCUCUACAGCCCAGCGACACGGUCAAGGCCGGCAACGCCGCCACAUCAAGGCAGUCGAGUCCGCAACGGAAGCCGGUGCCAGAAGAUGUUACUACAGCAUCACCAACCAGAUUACCGCCGUCUGCGAGUCCCAUCAGGACGUUGACGCGCGACACGCCUGAGACGCCUUCGAGUCAUCAUCCCUCACAACGACCGUUGCCGCCCGCGCCAACAUCACAGUCGCCAGAGUAUGAUCAGGAACUCCAGUAUCAGCUGCAGCGUGACAUUAACAUGCUCAAUCUGAAUAUGAGCCCGUCACCGGCCAGUCUUUCCCAUCACUCACAACACCCAGCAGACAAACAGCUUCCACGGGCGCAGCAAGACUCACCUACAAGACAAGCUGGUUCCCGCGUACCAUCCAUGACGAUUCCAGAAAUACCUCCAUACAGGGGGCCAUCAGCAUCGAGGGUCCCUUCCCAACAAGUAGCACAGUCACAGCGGCCACCUACUGCAGGCAAUCCCACGCCUCCACCGAAUCCGCACUCACCAGCACAAUCUGAUGUAUCUGUUCAGCCGUCAUCUUUCCCGUCUCCCGCUCCUGCUAAUCCCAAUGGAGAGCUGGAUGCGCUCAAUGAUGUCAUCUUCCCUGCGCUCGAAGAAGCCCUUAAGAGGCGGCAGAUUCGGCUACAACAAAUAUAUAGACCAGCGCAAAACGGUAGUCCUGUGUCAGCAGACCAGCAACGAGCAGAGGCUGCGCACGAGAAGAUCAGAAAGCUGGUGUAUAAACUGGCCUAUGUUUGCAAGGAGAUUGACCAGUGCGACAAAGCAGAGCCUGUAGGCAUGGGUCGUGAGGUGGGAAACUUCCUGGAGGGAUUGCUUGAGGAGAUUCUUGUCCGGGUUGAGCCAUUGGACGAGGAGGAGAUGUGA